AUGGCGCUGCUAUUGAUCCCCUUCAUUCUAUUCCUCCUCCACACACUAAGCGCCACUCUUCGUCGAAAACGCAAGUUGAAUUCUCGCCGCCGGAGACUCCCUCCGGGCCCACCGUCACUCCCCUUCAUCGGCCACCUACACGAGUUCAUCGGCGAACUCCCCCAAUUCACUCUGCGCAAACUAUCUUAUAAGUAUGGUCCCCUCAUCCACGUCAAGCUCGGCCAAGUCUCCACUAUCAUCGCGUCCUCGCCGGAGACAGCCGCCGAGAUCCUGAAGACGCAGGAUAUUGUCUUCUGCGGCCGCCCUUUCUUCGCCAGCACGGACCGGUUCUCUUACGGCGGCCUCGACAUCGCCUUCACACCUUACAACGAUCACUGGCGCCGCAUCCGAAGGUUUACCAACGCAGAGGUCUUCAGCGCUGCGAGAGUGCAGGCCUUCAAAGCCAUUCGUGAAGAAGAGGUGGGAGCUCUGCUUAAAACCAUAUCGUCGGCGUCGGCCAACGGCGAAGCCUUCAACUUGACCACGAUGCUGCUCUGCCUUUUCAACAAUUUGAUAUACAGGCUGGUCUUUGGAAAGCGGAUAUCGGCAGUCGCCGGCGACUGUGGAAGGACUCAGCACCAUGAAAUGAUAAUGGAAGCAGUCGCCUUCACUACGGAGUUAUGUGUGGGUGAUUUUUUCCCUUCCUUGGCUUGGUUAGAUGGGCUGACGGGCUGGCGAGGGAGGCUGGAGAAGAUAUUUCAUACCAUGGAUCGGGUCUUUGAACGGGAGAUAGAGGAAAGGAUGAAAAGAAGAAGAUGCCAAGAGGAGAAGAAGAGUAGUACGGGAGAAGAUACCAUUAAUGAAGAUGUUUGCUUCCUUGAUAUACUACUUAAAAGCCAAGAGGAAAUGGAUGAUUCUUUAGGGCUUCUGCUCACUAGAAAUGUGAUCAAAGCUGUUGUAAUGGACAUGUUUCUGGCGGGUACUGAUUCACCUGCAAUAAUCAUGGAGUGGGCUAUGGCGGAGCUGAUCAAGAACCCUAAAUCUAUGCGCAAAGCACAAGAAGAGGUUCGUCGAGUAGUCAAAGGUAAAGGUAAGGUCGAAGAGGAAGACCUUCAACACCUACCCUAUCUACACAAUGUAUUUAAAGAGACCCUCCGCCUUCACCCUUCUGGUCCAUUACUUCUACCACGUGAAAGCACCAAAGACACGAAGAUCAAUGGUUAUGAUAUUCCGGCCAAAACAAGGAUCUUUGUGAAUGCUUGGGCUCUCGCAAGGGAUCCAAACUCUUGGGGUGAGGACGCCGAGACAUUUCAGCCUGAGCGAUUCGAUAAGUGUGGCGGUGUUGACUUCAAAGGGCAUCAUUUGGAGCUCAUACCAUUUGGUGCAGGGCGAAGGACUUGUCCUGGAAUGGCAUUUGGUGUGGCUGGGGUUGAGCUCGCUCUUGCUAAUGUUUUAUAUGGAUUUGAUUGGGAGUUGCCGAGCGGAGUGAAUAGGGAAGAGAUGGACAUGACUGAGAGCUUCAGAAUGGUGAGUCACAAGAAGGUGCCUAUUAUUGUGGUGGCUACUCCAGUGACUGAUUUCACUUGA
Molecule: messenger RNA, 1566 nt
Organism: Dendrobium catenatum
Lineage: Eukaryota; Viridiplantae; Streptophyta; Magnoliopsida; Asparagales; Orchidaceae
Product: cytochrome P450 71A1-like
Exons: 3
Coding region: 1-1566 (521 amino acids)
Molecular function (GO): heme binding; iron ion binding; monooxygenase activity
Source: RefSeq, a predicted model, not a curated record